This is a messenger RNA of Pectinophora gossypiella (pink bollworm), 2097 nucleotides long. RefSeq lists its product as uncharacterized. Lineage: Eukaryota; Metazoa; Arthropoda; Insecta; Lepidoptera; Gelechiidae. The record is from RefSeq and is a predicted model, not a curated record. The transcript has 4 exons. Bases 1 to 1824 code for a protein of 607 amino acids.
AUGGCUAUUCCUGGGGAAACACCUGAUGAAGACACGGAGAAUACGAUUGCUGAGUUACCGAUCGAAUCUGUCAGCACUACAGACGCAUCGACUUCGACUAGACAAGAGAAAAGGGUGCCAUUUACAGAUUUAAGUAACAAGCAAAAGAAAAGACGGUCGAGCUCCUUUGUGGCUGAAAAUACCGAAGAAGAACUUCAGUAUUAUUAUAUAUCAAAGUUGAAGGAAAAUGGGAAAUCGGCUUUGGCAAAAAUUAUAGAGCAUCUUAGCAAUCACACUGAUUCAUUGGAAGAAGUAUCAAAGUUAAUAUUUAAAAAAGCGGAUAACCAAAAGCCCAUUUGUGAAGAUAAAUCUUUAGCGCUCAGCACAUCGCUUGAUCUAUCAAAAUGGAAAUAUCUGGUGCUAAGGAAGCUUCUUUUGGAUGAAGGCUCUACUUUGCUGCCAUCUUACCAGAAGCUUCUUGAGGCUAAAAAACGGUGUUACCCAUCUGAAGAACACGUGGAAGUGACAGAAACAGGUGCUCGCAUCAGGUUACAAGGACUAUUGGACCACACAAUCAAAAGGAUUUUGCAAGACAUGGGACCUAUCAGAGCUUCUUCGGAGCUAAAAUUGACAUGGAAGUGGGGCCUUGAUGGAUCAUCUUCUCAGAGCCAAUAUAAACAGAAAUCAUCGAAUCUCGAAUUUGAUGAUUCGGCUCUUGUGAUGACAAGCAUAGUGCCUCUGCGAUUGGUUGACUCUGCAGGGAUGACUAUCUGGGAAAACCCAAAUCCUUCGUCUACGUUUUAUUGCAGACCUGUGAAGUUCACGUUUAUUUCCGAAACUGCCUCAAUUAUAAAGACAGAGCACUUAGAAAUGGAGCGCGAAAUUUCAGAAUUGGUACCAACGCAGUGUGGUUCUGUGGACAUCGUUCAUGAACUGCAUAUGACGAUGAUAGAUGGGAAAGUGGCAAAUGUCAUCGCUGACGUCCCUUCGGCAGCAACGUGUCCCAUUUGUCUGGCAAAACCAAGCGAGAUGAACAAUUUGGGACUUUUAGCCAUGAAACCUAUUCGCGAUGAUUUGUACCGCUACGGAAUUUCGUCGCUACAUAUGAAAAUAAGAUGUAUGGAGUGUCUGCUUCAUAUAUCUUAUAAUAUGGAUUUUCAACGCUGGAGUGCACGAGGGGAGCACAAAGCAUUGAAAGAGGCGAAGAAAAAUGCCACGCAGCAAGAGUUUCGUGAAGAGACGGGACUCCUUAUAGAUAUUGUUAAACAGGGUUUUGGAACAACAAAUGACGGAAAUACUGCAAGGCGCUUCUUCCAAGACUACAAAAGAUCAUCCAGAAUAACCGGGAUUGAUGAAAAUUUAAUUCUACGGUUUGCUGUUAUUUUACAAGUAAUAGCUUCAGAAAAGAAGAUCAAUAUUGAGAAGUUCAGAAGCUAUUGCAAAGAAACGGCAGAAUUAUUUGUACAUUUGUAUCCAUGGUACUAUAUGCCAGCAAGUGUACAUAAACUGCUGCUGCAUGGAGCAGAAAUAUGCAGUUACUUUGGACUUCUACCAAUUGGAACCUUAUCAGAAGAAGCCUCGGAAGCUCGCAACAAAGAUUUCAGAAAUGUGAGAGAAAAACACACGAGGAAAAAAGGAAGAAUCGUUGCAAACGAGGACAUUCUCCACGGACUUUUAAUAAGUUCAGACCCGCACAUUUCCCGAAUAAGGCCGAAAUUUUCAAAGGAAACUCAUCAGUCAUUAUAUGAUGAUGCUGUUAAUUUGCUUCAUUUGGAGGACCCUGACUUUGAAGAAGAGGAAUGCUCUCAAGCAGAACCUGAAGACAUUUCUGAUCCACUGGAAUAAAAAAUCGAUGGCUAGAUAAAAUCCAGCUCCCAGUUACAAACAGUCCUUUUCAGGGCUACAAUACAUCUUUAUGUUUCAAACGACAUCAUGUACCUACUUUUCAAUAGUGCGUUGGAAGUUACAUCAUUAGGUGCGGUCACAAUACGUCCAAGCUACCUGAGCUAAUACAGCCAAUCGGAGCAAAGUAUAAUGAUGACUCAUUUGUUUGUUUAUCUUCAAAGGGUGCAUGCAUAAGUAUGCGUGUUUUUGUUGUUUUGACUAACCUUUUGAAAG